CAACAACACACCCACGACGAUCCUGACAACCCCGUACUCCGUACCCAAGUGUCUCAUUAUUCCAGAGACCACACUACCUAGGUGCCUUGUCUUUUGGUAGUUAAUAACACGGGUAAAGGAGAAAAAACAAAAGGCAGAAACUUAUUUUCCUGAUGUGGCCCCGACAUUUUCGUUGUCGUUCGUCACAAACAAACACCAUGACUUUGGUUCUGUGACACUCGCGAUGAUAAAUCGAGAAACAAUAUCCAAAGGGCAAACAGCAACUCGGUACGGACAUCCAAAAAUAAAAAUGUCGGACACUCGUUGCGCAGACCCGGAUUUACAACUCGACGUUGAUGUGAUGAUAUUGGAAUACACUCUGUAUCAUGCCAUCAAAUCACAAUUCGGUCUUCUUUCGAUUGGAUGUCGAGAUGCGACACAAACUACCGAAGCGAAUCGACUGUUGACGAUUUUCGACCGUUUCAUCAAUCACUUUAACCGACGACAUCCCGCGCAUCCAAAGUCGAAUGAAUUCUACAGUAAUUUGGACAUGCUCGAAUUUUUGGUCCUGCUGUCAAACCGAUCGAGUACGACGACGACGACCGAAUUCAGUCGAGACACUCGAAACAAGUUACGUUCCGUUUCGGUCGAGAACCUGGCUUCUCGCCGUCGUUGGUUGGGGGGAAGGGGACGGUACGCUCGGAGACUGAGCAAGCAACCGGCCACUUCAAAGGAUAACGUCCUACGAGAUGUGGAGGACCGAAUUUGUAGAUUUUGGAAUCGGAAUAGACAUGACGUCGCUGGUUCAUCACAACAUCGACCCUCACAGUCACAGUCAAUGACGGUAUCAUCACCGUCACUGUUUGAUCUUCUUCCACGAUUCAUGACAAUCUCGGCAGAAAUGUCGGCGACAUUGAACCUACCUCCGAACGAGACGUGGAUGCACGUGGCAUGUGAAUUCAUGCUCCAAGCCAGUUUGGAAUCGCUCGGGACCCAUCCUCAUGCGUCCAUCAUCGAGGAAGACAAAAACGUAUUGCCACGUCUCGAUGAUUGCUUCGCGUGGGGUUACGUCGACCCUCGACACCUGAUCCCCGACGAUGACGGCGAGGAUGUCUGUGGUGGUGGUGGUGGUGGUCGUCGUCGUCGUCGUCGUCGUCGUCGUGAACUUGACGAGAAAACCCAACUCGUCAACGACUUAUUUACCGAUCCUGACUCCGUUGUUGUGACCGGGGAGGAGCACGACAAUGUCACGACAGAUCCGGUCGGGUCGGGUCGAGAAGAUCCGGAAUGGACCCAGAUCAGAUCACAAUGGUUGUCUGAAUUCUCCAUCCCGGCCGACGCUUCAGAACGGUACCGAUCUUCUCGUCUAGACAGGUUGAUUGUCAAGUUCCCUCUGGAAAAGUUUCUACCAAACCUCGUCACCUUCAUGCAAAACGUUUGGGACCAAUCUUGUGAGGAAUUGGAUGGAAAACCGAUCCUGGCACAAAUCGAGCAAGGUCACAUAAAAUCCUUGGGUGUCGAGGGGGACGAGUUUGAAGAAUUUUUGAGUCGUGUCGGUCUCGGACGGAAAAAGUCGUCUCCGGAGAUCCUAACUUUUGAUGGUACGUGGAAAUGCAUGGUCCAGAAAUAA
Molecule: messenger RNA, 1609 nt
Organism: Exophiala oligosperma
Lineage: Eukaryota; Fungi; Ascomycota; Eurotiomycetes; Chaetothyriales; Herpotrichiellaceae
Exons: 2
Coding region: 224-1609 (461 amino acids)
Source: RefSeq, a predicted model, not a curated record